CUCAGCAUCAUGUACAUCUUCGCUAGAUACCGAUUUAACUGGGAUGAAGUUAAAUACAGCAUCUAUUCUACUUACAGUCUUAUUGCACAUUCUAUAGGAACGAUCUUCAGCAUAAGCGUGUUCAGUAAGAAACUGAAAGCAGAUGACGCUGUGCUUGGCAUGAUAUCGACGACCAGCAGAAUUUGUGGCUCGUUGGUUCUGGCCUUUGCCAGGACCGACGUUGAAGUUUAUAUGGCACCUCUUGUGGAAAUUCUGAAUGGUACGACAUCAAUUGCGUUGAGAUCGAUUGCAUCUAAGCUGGUGUCGUAUCAGGAACUUGGCAAAGUGUACUCCUUGUUUGGUGUGGCUGAAACUGUGAUGCCCCUGGUGUUUGUACCUAUGUACUCCAAAUUGUACAUCAAAAUGCUGCACGUACUGCCUGGUGCACCAUUCUUGCUGACUGUACUGGCCACUAUACCUGCACUUGGAAUAUUCGGAUGGUUCUAUCAACAACACAGGAAAGACGACAAGGCGAAAAGACUGGAAAUACCGAACACUCCACCGCCAUCGAGCGUCACUGUUACCACUGAAUCCAAAGACAGUUGCGUCAGUAACUGCAGUUGAAUGAAGACUACAAUUAUUUAAAUUUUAAAAGUAUUAAUAGUUAUUUGUUAUUAAAAGGCUGCAAAGUUGGUGUUUUGACGCGAAUACUUGUAUCGAAACUUGAUCAAACAGAGAAGUCUAAGGGUCGUAUUCUAGAACUCUACUCAAUGCUCAAGUCAGGAUUUGAGUAUGUUUUAAAGCACUCGAUAUCACACUCAAGUCCCUGCCAUUAGGGUCGU
Hyposmocoma kahamanoa is the source of this 821-nucleotide messenger RNA. RefSeq lists its product as uncharacterized. The record is from RefSeq and is a predicted model, not a curated record. Bases 10 to 603 code for a protein of 197 amino acids. NCBI's taxonomy places the organism in Eukaryota, Metazoa, Arthropoda, Insecta, Lepidoptera, Cosmopterigidae. The transcript is spliced from 5 exons. Gene Ontology annotation, cellular component: membrane. Gene Ontology annotation, biological process: transmembrane transport. Gene Ontology annotation, molecular function: transmembrane transporter activity.